UCGUAUUGAAGCUAAACGGAACGUUAUUUUUGUACGUCAAUCAAUCGAGUAAAACUUCAAAAUAUUUUUAAUUUCAGUAGGGCAGAUCGUAUUCGGUGGAGAAACGUAUUCUCUGCGGCUGUGAAGACGAGCAACGUUGAGGCGCGGAGACAUAUCGAGACUUCUGUAAAGAAAUCAUCGUGUAAAAUGAGCAUUGCUGAUAAAUUCAAACUUCCUGCCAGAUACGGAGCCGGCGAAAAGAGCGUCUGGGUGGAAUACAUCCAGCUAGCAUUGGAAUACAAGCCUAAAGUGAACCUUGGUCAAGGCUUCCCCGACUACCAUGCUCCGAAGCACGUAACUAAGGCUCUUGCUGACAUUUCCAAUGGAGAAAACCCAUUGCUACAUCAGUAUACUAGAGGAUUUGGGCACCCGAGACUAGUGCAGAAUCUGGCGAAGGUAUACUCGCCAUUGAUCGGCAGGGAUCUCGACCCAGUUAACGAAAUUCUGGUUGGCCAGGGUGCUUAUGAGGCUUUAUACUCGGCUAUUUUAGGCCAUGUGGACACAGGGGAUGAGGUGAUAGUGAUUGAACCUUUCUUCGAUUGCUACGACUUCAUGAUAAGAUCUGCGGGCGGUAUCCCAAAGUUCAUUGCUUUGCAACCGAAAUCUUCAGGCGACAACGUAUCGUCUGCAGACUGGGUGCUGGACGAGGCUGAACUAGCUUCUCUCUUCAACAACAAAACUAAAAUGCUGAUACUCAACACUCCGCACAACCCGCUAGGGAAGGUGUUCACUAGACAAGAACUGGAGACCAUAGCUAAUCUGUGCAAGAAGCAUAAUGUGCUGUGCUUGUCAGAUGAAGUUUACGAAUGGAUGGUGUUCGAGCCCCAUGAGCAUAUUCGGAUAGCAACACUGCCGGGUAUGUGGGAGCGCACAAUCACAGUGGGGUCGGCAGGGAAGACGUUUUCGGUGACGGGCUGGAAGAUAGGAUGGGCGUACGCGCCCGCUGGACUCAUGCGCAACCUGCAGGUGGUGCACCAGAACUGCGUCUACACCUGCUGCACGCCCAUACAGGAAGCGAUAGCCCAAUCGUUCGAGAUAGAGCUGGCGCGCCGCGACACCCCAGAUUGCUACUUCAACUCUAUCCGCGGGGAACUGCUGCCGAAGAGAGACUACCUCGUGAAGGUGUUGCGGGAGAAUGGGUUCAACCCCACCGUGCCUGAUGGAGGGUACUUCAUUGUUGCUGACUGGACUCAGCUCGAAAACAAAAUCGACUUAUCUUCAGAGAGUGAUAAGUACAAGGACUAUCGGUUCACGAAGAAGUUCGCUAAGGAAGCAGGAGUACUUACCAUUCCCCCCACCGCCUUCUACUCGGAGGAGCACAAGAAACUGGGCGAGAACUUCGCUCGAUUCUGCUUUAUUAAGAAAGACGAAAACCUUCAGCUAGCUGGUAAUCUAAUCAAGGAAUGGAAUGCUAAGAAGUCUGCUUAGAGUCUACAUGUGAUCUGUGAUGUGAUAUUAUUCGGUUACGUUGUAUAUUGUAUAAAUUGAAUAUUUAACAUUUUUGGCAAAUAAGGCUAAGCCCAGAUUUAAGCAUAUUAUUGGUGCUGAUUCCAGUAAAAACCACCUAAUUUUAAGUUAUACCUGUCAUUUUCUUAUCCCCAAAGAGACGGGUAAUCGAAAGGCAUAAAAAUAUGGGACACAUGUAAAUUUUAGGCAGACACAAUAAACAAUCCUUUCAAAAUCUGGACACAAAUUUUGCACGAUUAAAUGCAGUUUUGUGCACUCAAAUUUGAUCGGGUUAUUCAUUCAUUCAUUCAUUUAAAAUUAACACCUGUAUCAUCUGCCCCUUUCCCUUUCGAUGUAUAAGAAAAUGACAUGUAUAACUUGAAAAUAAAAUUAGAUGGUGUAUAUAGGAAUUAGCACCAUUAUGGAUCAAACUUAAAAAAAACUAAGGCAUUCCCAAUUGUUUCUUUUGGUUUGAUCUAACUAUAAAUACUAUAUUUUUUUAUAUACUAAUCUUUGUAUGACUUCAGACUGAGUCUCAAUUAAGUUAUACAAAUAAAACCAAGUUUAUAUAAUUCAAA
Pectinophora gossypiella (pink bollworm) is the source of this 2063-nucleotide messenger RNA. It is a transcript of the gene Kyat, whose product is annotated as kynurenine aminotransferase. The record is from RefSeq and is a predicted model, not a curated record. Gene Ontology annotation, cellular component: mitochondrion; cytoplasm. Gene Ontology annotation, biological process: biosynthetic process. Gene Ontology annotation, molecular function: L-kynurenine:2-oxoglutarate transaminase activity; pyridoxal phosphate binding. The transcript has 10 exons. The coding region runs from base 187 to 1467 and encodes 426 amino acids. NCBI's taxonomy places the organism in Eukaryota, Metazoa, Arthropoda, Insecta, Lepidoptera, Gelechiidae.